This is a messenger RNA of Patiria miniata (bat star), 2321 nucleotides long. RefSeq lists its product as uncharacterized. Lineage: Eukaryota; Metazoa; Echinodermata; Asteroidea; Valvatida; Asterinidae. The coding region runs from base 62 to 1570 and encodes 502 amino acids. The record is from RefSeq and is a predicted model, not a curated record. The transcript has 11 exons.
GAGGGUUGGUAGGAGUCGUCAAAUUUAGGAACAGAACUUAGAAGUUGAGGAAGUUUUUAAAAUGUGGUUAAUUUUGCUCCUAAUAUGCUUUCUUGUUAUUUUUGCCACUCUGUGGUAUUUAAGGGUUGUGAGUAAGACUUCGUCCAAGGAAAGGAUCGUGAUAUUGUGUAAAUUUCCAAGGCCAGGCGGAGUGAAAACUCGACUUAUUCCGGGACUCGGAGAAGCAGGUGCAGCACGCGCACAGCUGUACAUGUCAGACCACAUGCUCGAUGUCCUAUCAGAGUUUCAACGGCAACGAGUUGGCAUAACAGUUGAAGUGAAGGCAUUCGGAGGUUCAGCAGAUCAAUUCAAGUACUGGCUAGGGAGGAAACUGUUUCCUAGGCAAUGCUUCAGUUGGUCCUUUCAAUGCGAUGGCCACUUGGGGAUCAAGAUGGCCGAUGCUCUCAAUAGUGCCUUCAAUGAAGGGAGCGAAUUUGCCGUUCUUAUUGGUAGUGACACACCUGCCGUCAAUGCUGACAUCUUGGAGACUGCCUUGUCCAAACUACGCAGCCCUGACUGUGAGAUGAUCCUUGGCCGAGCCCAAGAUGGCGGCUACUACUUGGUGGGCUUCAGGAGACAGGUCAAGGAGAGAUUAGGGGUCCUAAAUGACAUCUUUGAAGGCAUUGAAUGGAGUACAUCCACUGUGUGUCACCGGCAGGCUGAGAUAGCUACCGGGCUGGGGGUCAAAGUGCAGCUCAUGCCACAGAUUCUGCAAGAUGUGGAUACCCCAGAUGACCUGCCAGAGUUCGAGAAAUCGGUGGGAGUAAGUGUAACAGCUUUGAAGGCUCCUGUACUUUCCAUAGUGAUACCAACGCUGAAUGAAGAGGAAAACAUAGAGCGCGCUUUACGGUCCAUCAAAGAGAAUAGUUCCUGGAUUGAUUACAUAGAAGUUAUCAUCUCGGAUGGCGGGAGUACCGAUAGCACUCUGGGAAAAGUGGACGAGUUUGCUCAGAACAAUCCAGAAUUACGAAUCAAAACAGUGCGGGGAGGUCGAGGUAGAGGCAAGCAGUUAAACGCAGGCGCUAGCGAAGCUACCGGAGUCAAUCUCUUGUUUCUCCAUGCUGACGGCAGCCUUCCUCUGGCGUUUGAUCGACACAUCUUACUGACUCUGGCCGAACCGGGGAACAUCGCUGGGGCUUUCAAUUUAGGCUGGGAUGUUUUACAAGGAGACAAAAGAAAUGAUUGUAGCCGGUUGAUCAGUGCACAGCUUCAAUUGGGUCAACUCUUGCACUUAGCUUGCUAUAAAUUCACAGAGACUGCAUACGGAGACCAAGGGAUGUUCAUGUCCAGGAAAAUCUUUGAGAAAGUUGGCCACUUCCCUCCAUACCGACUCAUGGAAGACUACGAAAUGGCUUUGAAACUGCAGAGGUACGGGCAUUUGAAGAUACUUCAAGAAGUGUUUAUCAUAGCGUCAGCUCGGCGUCUCAUCAAAAAAGGAGUGUGGAAGGCAAGGUUUAUUAAUUGUCUCAUGGUGAUGGGUUACCACAUGGGCAUCCAUCCGGAUACUUUGGCGAACUUCUAUUAUGGUUGACCUCAUAAUGGAUUAUUGUUCUGAUGAUGUGAUGCAUCAGUGGUGGUGUGGAGUUUUUUAUCAUGAUUUGGUGCGUUGAAUUCAACAACUCUUUUGUUGGUGAUUUUGUAGAUUGUGGAUUUGAGUCCAGCCUGUUGGGAUGUGCUCACAUGUAGUGCUUUAUACCUAAGGUCUCAAAGCGCUUCACAAUUAUUACCCCUGUUCGUCAGGCCAUGAGACCAGUUUUUGCAGCAGCUCGAGAUCAGCGCAUUCUGGUCUCUACCUUCACAGGUACCCAUUUAUGCUCCUGGGUGGAGAGAGGCAAUUGUAGUGAAGUGUCUUGCCCAAGAACACAAGCACCAUGUUCACCGUCAGUGUUUGAACCCAUGUGCCGUACCACGGUACCUGAGUCGAAUACUGUAACCAUUUGACCUCAACGCUCCAAGUGCUUCUAAGCCUAGGACACCUGACCUCAUAACGCACGUGUGUAUGAGGACAGGCAACAGCCUCAUGCUUCUGAUAUCUGAUUGGUUGCCAUGCACCUUGGCUGUACUGCCUUCCCUUUAGUUUGAUUGGCCCACUUCCCCUGACACUCAUGCGUCGUGCGUAAUGCAGCACCCUAUUAGUACAAGAGAAGAUAUUAAAAUCAGGUUGACCCCUACAUCAUAGGUCGACCUGACAAUUACCGCGCUGGCCGUUAUGUGUGCACACCGGUAAAAAGGCCUAAACCCAUCCGCCGAGCUCAUGAAUAAAGGUUAUACCCUCAAAUAUG